CCCUGAGUGCUCCAAGCUGCUCUAAUCUCCUUCCAUCUUCAGCACAGCUCAACAUUCCACAUCCUUAUGGACUGGAGCGGCAGAAACCUGACAAUACUUCACUCUCACCUUCCAAGACCUGAAGUUAGAAUGACGCCUUAGAAGAGGACUUCCUGACUGAGCGCCAUGGAAGCACCAGUAGAUAAUUUAAGGGUCCGCUACAAAGAAGAAGAUGGGACGGUGCUGUUUGAGAGCUACAUUCCCCCCUCCAGGGACGCCAUCCACCUGCCGACGUACGUGCUCUACCUGAUCAUGGCCAUUUUCAUCCUGCUGGGGGUUCUCUACGCCAUCAUCGGACACCUCAUCAAGGACCUCAUCCAUGACUGUGCAGACUGGCUCUUAGGCGAGCAGCCCGAGGAGGUGGUGGUCAACUACUGUGAAGCCAAAGACAAAUUCAUGGCUGAUUGGUGUCCGGAAACCACGCCGGAGCUGCAGGAGAUGGCCCGAGCUGAAGAGAAGAAGAUGGCCGAUAAGGACUUCAUGAAGUCACCUGCUGUUUGGAUUAUUUCCACGGAGCCGUGUGCCACCAGGACGGGACCCCGCGUGGUGUUUGGGAAGAGGACUUAGAAAGAAGAUCAUGUCCAAUCAAUGGGUGGAUAUUUGACUUCAAUGACAAUUCACGUUGUCAAUUAACUACAAUGUCAAGUAAAAAGUGUUGAAUUUGUUUUAUAAAG
Messenger RNA from Entelurus aequoreus (snake pipefish), 713 nucleotides. RefSeq lists its product as uncharacterized. Lineage: Eukaryota; Metazoa; Chordata; Actinopteri; Syngnathiformes; Syngnathidae. The coding region runs from base 166 to 606 and encodes 146 amino acids. The transcript has 2 exons. The record is from RefSeq and is a predicted model, not a curated record.